CUGAUCCCCACGAACGAUGCCGGACAACGGCGUGGGGAAGGGGAGGGGGGGCUGAUAAAAACAGCCUACUUCGCUGUUUAAGAACAUUUGCGACAAGCUCAUACAAAGCAUACUACUCUAUUUCAUCAAUAUUCAAAAUGACCACCCCCAAAGGACCCUUCCGUCUUAUCACGGUCAACACGGCCCCGGAGAGAGCGCAACGCUUGAUCGGGAGAGUCGCUGAUACGCUCAAGGACCAGUAUAUCAUCAUCCACGAGGCCAACUGCUCGAAAAUCGAAGAAGUCGGCCCUAAAGUCCAGGAGCUGCUGCCGGAUGUCCUGUUCAGCGCAUCCAUGUGGACUGCAGAAGAAGCCCAGCAGAUCCACGCCACAGCGCGCGAGAUAAAGCCCGAUAUCAAACUGCACGCCAUUCCUACCGGAUUACAGGUUGAGAGAGGCCCCGACGCUAUUGUCGAAUACCUUUGCGAGAAGGUGCCGCCGCUGCUGGACAGCUGAGUGUUGAUGUUGGGAUAACUCGUAGAGUAUAUUGGGUGGAUUGAACGAUGGUCAUGAGUUGCAAUGUGUUUGUAAAUACUAUACCAGCUGGAGAUAGACUGAGUAUUUCUAACUGCAUUAAAUGUAUUUCUA
This is a messenger RNA of Aspergillus glaucus CBS 516.65, 626 nucleotides long. RefSeq lists its product as uncharacterized. The record is from RefSeq and is a predicted model, not a curated record. Bases 138 to 494 code for a protein of 118 amino acids. Lineage: Eukaryota; Fungi; Ascomycota; Eurotiomycetes; Eurotiales; Aspergillaceae. The transcript has 3 exons.